Molecule: messenger RNA, 732 nt
Organism: Canariomyces notabilis
Lineage: Eukaryota; Fungi; Ascomycota; Sordariomycetes; Sordariales; Chaetomiaceae
Exons: 1
Coding region: 53-319 (88 amino acids)
Source: RefSeq, a predicted model, not a curated record
CCGUCUCACUUACUUUCCCCGCCCUCCUUCUUUGACGAUUCAGUUCGCCAACAUGAUGCGCUUCUUGCGUGCCCUAGUGUCAGCAGCACUUGUCCCGCUGGCAAGAAGCGCUGUUGUUCCCCGGCAGAUACCAAUCAACUAUGAUGCUGUGAUUGUGGGCGGUGGUCCCGCUGGACUCAGUGCUCUAAGCGGCCUUGCUCGAGUGCGCCGAGCCUCGGCUAGGGCGUGGAAUCACAGAGCAAGCGAGGUGGUGGUACGUAACCUGUACGGAGGUAUUCAUCAUGUGUCAACCUGUCAGUGGAUGUGGAAGGAAAAAUGAGCGAGAAUCUGGGCUCGGCACUGGUUUGAAUAAGGUACGCCAAGGAAGUCCCACAACACUAAAACUCCACAAAUGGGCUGCGUCGCGAGUCGCGACUGCCGAAGCUGCUAAAGCGAUAAGCGACAGCUACGGUAGGCUCACUAACAACCGUUACCUUGGGGCGAUGAUACAUGCUACGUAGGUAGCUAUUGGCGGCGACAUGACGCAUACCUACCUUAACCACGAAUACCGUAUGAACCAUAUAAUACACAUGGAUUCCAUAGCAUAGAGACGUUAGGAAGCAGGUGCGCCAUGGAUGACGAGAAACGACGAGGGCCGGGCAAUGGAUGUUAGCAGCGAGCGGAGUUGAGCUCUACACGUGUAGCAUUCCGGACGCCCAAAGCCACCAUUUGACGCAUAACCUCGGUGUAUUG